Molecule: messenger RNA, 2968 nt
Organism: Ooceraea biroi (clonal raider ant)
Lineage: Eukaryota; Metazoa; Arthropoda; Insecta; Hymenoptera; Formicidae
Product: transmembrane protein 120 homolog
Cellular component (GO): membrane
Source: RefSeq, a predicted model, not a curated record
CGUUCUGUUAUCAGUGUUAUCAGCAGGGGCAUCGAUCGCUCUGUCAAGUGCACCGAUUGUUCCCUGGACUUUCGCUCCCGAUCACGACAUUCCACCUCUCUACACGCGUGUCGAAGGUGGCCGAGGACGACGUGUGCACUCGAGACUACACCGUCCUGCAUCUCGACUCGAAUCCUUCCUGCACUCUCCUACACUCUCGACUCCUUCGCACUCUCCUUUGACUUUUUACUUCCCGUGUUUCUCGAUUCGCGUCUUUUUGCAAGCACCAAGUGCAGAAAGUGCGGGAGAGGUGCCGUCGUACGCGUUCCGCGACGCUCGAUAGAGAUUUCGGUUUUAAGAACGAACUCCUCGUGACGCGAUGGACGACAUCGACGCCGAGUCCUGCCUCAAGGAUUGGGACGACCUGCGGCAAGACUACAAGCAGCUCGAGGCACUAAACAGGGAGUAUCUUGCAAAAUUGGAGGAAGUUGGUGAAUUACAAGCAAAAUGUGUCAAGGGUAUCUCUCACCAAAAGUAUCGACUGGGUAUAAUAUCCAAAUCCCUGAUACAUUUGAAUACAAACGCACGAGAAGACGUGAAGGAGUCGAUGGCAAGGAGGGAGCAACAGCUCUAUGAAAUAGAGCAAACCUUACCAAAAUCAAAUGGCACAUACCUCCAAAUUAUCCUGGGCAACGUUAAUGUUUCGAUAUUGAACAAAAGUGACAAGUUCAAAUAUAAGGACGAGUAUGAGAAAUUUAAAUUAGUUUUGUCAGUAAUUGGAUUCGUGUUGUCUGUGCUAAAUCUGCUCAUUAAUGUAAGAACGUUAGAACUCAGUUUUAUGUUUCUCCUGGUCUGGUACUACUGCACGUUAACAAUAAGAGAGAGUAUACUUAAAGUCAAUGGCUCAAGGAUCAAAGGAUGGUGGAGAUUUCAUCAUUUUCUCUCCACCGUAGUGUCUGGCGUUUUACUGGUCUGGCCAAACACGGGACCUUGGUAUGAGUUUCGUAAUCAGUUCAUGUGGUUCAACGUGUACAUCAGUGUAGUCCAGUACUUGCAAUUUCGCUACCAACGUGGUGUUCUCUACCGACUGAAGGCGCUAGGUGAGAGGGACAAUAUGGACAUCACCAUCGAGGGAUUCCACUCCUGGAUGUGGCGCGGCCUCUCCUUCCUGCUGCCGUUCCUCUUCGUCGGCUAUCUAUUUCAGCUGUACAAUGCAUACGUGUUGUAUAAGCUGAUGUAUCAUCCAGAAGCGACAUGGCACGUGCCAGUGCUCAGCGUCAUGUUUCUCAUAUUGUUCCUGGGCAACACCACUACCACUAUUAUGGUAAUUCCGCAGAAGCUCGUCAAGGAGCGCGUGAAGGAUCACCUGUUCGCGUCCAAGUCCGAUCACAGGAAAGAGAGAACCGCACGCGACAAGGAGAGCAACAAAGGCAGCGAAAAGACAGAGAAAAGCGAGUAGGGCAAGAGAACCGAGUAUUUCCUGCGGCGAAUCUGGCUAUAACUCGACACGAUCAUAGAAUCAUGGAAUCAUAAAGAGAAAAUCUGCAGCAGGUUGCAGAAACAAGGUCUUUAUGCUGCAAAGCAAUACUGGUACUGGCAUUAACGGACACGUAGUUUAGUCUCUGUGUCAAACGCGAAUGAAUCAGCGAUUGAGACGCGCACGGCGCGAGUGACUGCAACGACGAGCGAGAGAAAAAUCGUACAAUGUAUUUUUAUUGACUUUCUUCUCAGAUAAAGUCCGUCGUCAAGUGUUCUCCAGAGCGCUCUUUAGACUCUGGCUAUCUCGAAGUAAACGGGUCCGAUUUCAACAGCAGACUAUCAUUGGUUCGAUGAAUCGUUAGGUCUAUUUUCUCGAGCGAGGAAAAAAAAUGUUCAAGAUGUUUUAUCAUUUUCUUCAUUGCUUCCCAAAAUUGGAAGACCUCCUGUAAAUAAGUCUCGAAUAAAAAAAAGCUGUGAAGCCUAGCUAAAUGCGUCCGAAACUAAUCGAAAGAUUUAUUUUCUUCUUUGUCUUUCUCAGUUUACGUCACCUCGUCCUUUUUUAUUAAAAAGAAUCCCUCAUUUUAAAUUAUUCGAAAAUUCCAUUUGGUGUUUUAAUUGUUUUAAAGAGACGGAGAAAGACUGAUCGAAAAGUCGUCCCAACUUGACCCGUUUAUUCCGGGAAUUUUUGUACAUACUCGUACACCGAACACACGCAUUUACUUUCAAUUAGAUUAACAAUAGGGGCCUGGCAUGCUGGAUCACAAUACGCAAGUACUGACGUAAAGUCCGUAAAACAUUCGAUUGCCAGAAACUUAUGCACUGUGUGUGUGUAUAUAUAUAUAUAUAUAUAUAUUUUUAUAUAUACACAGAAUGCAAUGUAUAUAUAAACUAUGCAAGCUGCUACUUGAAUUUCGUGUUUGCAGUUUCUGCUUAUGGUUUAUAAUUCGUCCGUACACACGCACACACGUCUAUAAAUUAUAUAUAUUUGUGUUACAAACAAAAAUACGUAAAGCAAAACUGCAACCGAUAUCGCGUUUAUUUUUACAAUUCAUUGUAACUAUUACUUUGUUCUGGGUGUAAUUUUAGAUGCAUAUGCAAAUGAGAGCGCACCAAGUUGCGUAACAACGAGGAAGAGAAGAGCAGUCAGAAGUCACGGCGAAGUGCUAAUUCUUUUUUCUUUAACGUAUUUUUUUCCCCCGUACUUUGCUACUCGACUCGCGUAUCGUGCAUAAAUACCGAGAAGUCCCGUGCUUCUUCGUGAAUGUAUACAUCACCGAAUGCGUAAUUUGUAACAUAAUAACGACAAGAGGAAAACUUUUACACGGGCUUACACAUAUUUGUAAUAUACAUACACACACACACACACACAAUCUCUAUAGGAUUGUUCAGUUACUCAUUUGUUACUUUGCGAGAGGAUUAAUUAUGGGAUUAAUUCUAGACUCUUAAUUUUAUUCUUCUUCUGAAUUUGUGGGGUGAAGCAUAAUAAUAAUCAUUAAUUAUUUAUUAUUAU